This is a messenger RNA of Cariama cristata (Red-legged seriema), 1783 nucleotides long. RefSeq names its product dihydropyrimidinase-related protein 3. The record is from RefSeq and is a predicted model, not a curated record. Gene Ontology annotation, molecular function: hydrolase activity, acting on carbon-nitrogen (but not peptide) bonds, in cyclic amides. Gene Ontology annotation, cellular component: cytosol; cytoplasm. The transcript is spliced from 9 exons. The annotation marks the transcript as partial. Gene Ontology annotation, biological process: actin crosslink formation. Lineage: Eukaryota; Metazoa; Chordata; Aves; Cariamiformes; Cariamidae.
CUGUACGAGAUAUUCAGCUGCCUGGCAGAGCUGGGUGCCAUCGCUCAAGUUCAUGCUGAAAAUGGGGAUAUAAUUGCGCAGGAACAAACCAGGAUGUUGGAGAUGGGAAUAACCGGCCCUGAGGGUCACGUGCUGAGCAGACCUGAGGAGCUGGAAGCAGAAGCUGUCUUCCGGGCCAUCACUAUUGCCAGCCAGACCAACUGUCCUCUCUAUGUGACUAAAGUGAUGAGCAAAAGCGCUGCUGAUCUCAUCUCGCAAGCCAGAAAAAAAGGCAAUGUGGUGUUUGGUGAGCCCAUCACAGCCAGUCUUGGGACUGACGGGACACACUACUGGAGCAAGAACUGGGCAAAGGCCGCAGCAUUUGUGGUCUCUCCACCUCUGAGCCCAGACCCAACAACCCCUGACUAUAUCAACUCCCUCCUGGCCAGUGGUGAUCUGCAGGUUUCGGGAAGUGCCCACUGUACAUUCAGCACCGCACAGAAAGCAAUUGGAAAAGACAACUUCACGAUGAUCCCAGAAGGGACCAACGGCAUAGAGGAACGAAUGUCUGUCAUCUGGGACAAGGCAGUGGCCACAGGAAAGAUGGAUGAAAACCAGUUUGUGGCUGUGACGAGCACUAAUGCUGCAAAAAUCUUCAACCUGUACCCACGGAAAGGGAGAAUAGCAGUGGGCUCGGACAGUGAUCUGGUUAUAUGGGAUCCUGAUGCAGUGAAGAUCGUCACAGCAAAAACCCAUCAAUCUGCAGCUGAAUACAACGUCUUUGAAGGGAUGGAGCUACGUGGGGCACCGCUGGUUGUCAUAUGCCAGGGGAAGAUCAUGCUAGAGGAUGGCAACCUGCAUGUGACCCAGGGGACUGGACGCUUCCUGCCCAGCAGCCCUUUCCCUGACUAUGUCUACAAGCGCAUCAAAGCCAGGAGGAAGAUGGCGGAGAUGCAUGCUGUGCCACGGGGCUUGUAUGACGGACCUGUGUUUGACCUGACCACCACCCCCAAGGGGGGCACCCCUGCAGGGUCAACCAGGGGAUCCCCCACACGGCAGGCACCCCCAGUCAGGAACCUCCAUCAGUCUGGAUUCAGCCUGUCAGGUACCCAGGUUGAUGAAGGUGUUCGCUCAGCAAGCAAGCGCAUCGUCGCACCCCCAGGAGGCCGCUCCAACAUAACCUCCCUCAGUUAAAUGUCCCUGCUGAGAAGGAAACAAUCCCUGUUCAAGUGAAGGAAGAAAAAUGGUACAUUGGUGUUUAAGAAGGAAAAGCAAAUAAACCUGUUCUGAAGAAUCAAUAAGCCUCAAGCCUUAUGUUUCACAAAUGCUACUUGCUACCUAGCUUUAAAGAUACUGCUUCAUUUUGUUUUAUGCAUAGCCUUAAAAUUCUGUUGUUGUUGUUGUGGAUUCGGUUGGGUUGUGUUUUUACUCUUCCUUUCUGUAUGCAUGCUGCUCAGACAGGUCGCUUGGUUCAGUGUGUUAUUGGUGUUGAACGCGUGUGGGAUGCCGUAGUGUGGGACAGCGGGAAUGACCCAGCAUGGAGGAACCAGCCGGGCAGGCGAAGUGGCAGGGGCCGGCCAGAGGCACAGUGUGGGACGGGGAGGACAGGUUCACGGGAGCUGGUGGGGGUACGUGGGUCUGUGUUGUGUUCAUGUCCUUCAUCUCCACCCAACGCUCUUGGCGUUUCACCACGAGGCCCAUGAGGGAGCCCGAAUCAUCUCUGUAACAACUCUCACAACGCCUCGUGUAAGGAGUUCGACUACUUUGUACACUUUAUUAAAAAAAAAGUUGUUCCUUCAAACAA